This is a messenger RNA of Saccostrea cuccullata (small rock oyster), 2450 nucleotides long. RefSeq lists its product as uncharacterized. NCBI's taxonomy places the organism in Eukaryota, Metazoa, Mollusca, Bivalvia, Ostreida, Ostreidae. The transcript has 6 exons. The record is from RefSeq and is a predicted model, not a curated record. Gene Ontology annotation, molecular function: DNA binding. Bases 1 to 447 code for a protein of 148 amino acids.
AUGUUAUCCAAUAAUGAAAUUGAAAUGACAGUCGGUGAGGACGCUGUAGCCAAGUGGGCCGACCCGAAGAAAUUAUCACCCUGCACAAGAAAGCUGCCGCUCAUCAAGGAUGCUGAUGAUAUUUACAGUGACGUUUUGGUGAACCCAGCCACUUUACGAACUGCUGAAAUGAAAGCUUUAACAGCAAAAAAUCCAGCAAUGUAUCUGCUAAACAAAGUGCUGGAUUUGGUGUUCUCUGAAGAAGAACUAAGGGAUACAAAGGGUGCCAGAGGAUUGGACAAGCACAAAAUGGAUGCCCUUAAAGAAUACAUGUUUUCCAAAUGUCAAAGUCUACAGAUAGAACAUCUAAGACCAACAGUGUUCAACACAACUAUUCAAAACAAGAUUGGCAACAUUAGGCAGAAGAAAAGCUGUGCGAAAGGAAGUGUAAAAUUGAAUUCAAAAUAACUCUCAGGAACUCCAGCGUCUUUGAUGGACCGCACACUUUGGAGGGAUUUUUGUAGUUCUGGGACAGUCCUGUAGCUUACUAGCUCUCCUCUCCAGUUCAGUUAAAAUCCGAGAACCAGACAGGUUGUCAACGUGUGAACACUUCCUGUGGUCCCUGAACCACAUCUCCGCGAUAUCCAAACUGACGACAUUAACCUCGAUCUCUCUCAUCAAGUGUGUUUAAUAUGUGAAUACCAUUCUGAAGGAUUUAUAUUUUCAGAAGGAUUACUUCUUUCUAUGGUAAGUGCAUUUUAAGCUUACAAAAUAUGUUCAAAGUAACUGACAUGCAUGCUCCAUGCAGUUUCCAUUUUUUAUAUUAACAUGUACCGGUAUAUCUAUAUUGUAAUAUGUAGAGAGAGAGAGAGAGAGGAGAGAGAGAGAGGAGAGAAAGAGAUGACAUAACUUGAUAAAGAUCUAAUUUACUGAAAAUUUCUAAAAAAUGUUAUUGUAAAUAAUUAGAUAAAAAUUUUCAUCAUUAAUUGAAGUCAAAUUUUUUCAUGAUUGAAGGGAUCAAAAGACCCUGAACUUACAUGUUUUACAUGCAUGCAUGGUUUUCCUGUCUUAAUACACCAUCAAUAUGCUGUAUAAAAAAUCUUUAUAUAUGUUUUAGUAUAUUCUAUAAAUAAAUUUGAAAAACAAUGAGUAUUCAAUGGUUUUUCAAUGGAUUUCCUGUAGCAUUACUUUUCCAUUGAUUUUUCAUUAAAAUAUGACAUCAUUAAACUGGUACAAACUAAUUUGCAUAAGUAUUCAUUUUCAAUGGUGUUUCAAUGGACUUUCACUGUGUUUUAACUGAGUUUUAACUGGAAACUGGAAAAUAACUGGUUUUUCUUGGUAGACAUUAAAUAGUGCCAGUUUAUGCAGAGAAAUAAAACUGGAAAAUCAAUGGUGUUUCAAUGCCCUGAAAAAGAAUGCACUUUCAAUGGAAUUUCAAUGGCAUUCUUUUCUGUAAGGGUAGUGAGGCAUCAACGAGUAAUGAAGAAAUGCCAGGUAGAGGCACUGCGACAAGAAAGGACCGUCCUUUGCAGCCAACAGUGAGCCAGGGUUCUAGAGACCCCAGUGAAAAAGAGGCAUCAACAAGUAAUGAAGAAAUGCCAGGUAGAGGCACUGCAACAAGAAAGGACCGUCCUUUGCAGCUAACAGUGAGCCAGGUUCUUGGAGACCUCAGUGAUAGUGAGGCAUCAACAAGUAAUGAAGAAAUGCCAGGUAGAGGCACUGCGAUAAGAAAGGACCGUCCUUUGCAGCCAACAGUGAGCCAGGUUCUUGGAGACAUUAGUGAAGCAAAAAGACCAUCAAGUAGUCCGUCUUCUCCUUCUUUACAUAGGUAACAGUCAAAUCGAUACAGCCAUGGUCACACAGUAUUUAAACGUUAGUUGUUAUUUACUAUUGGACUCUUGCGAAAAGCACUGACUUUUACUUUGACAUUUAAACCUGUAUCAUGUACGGAAGUACAAUAUUGAUAAUAAAUAAGAAAACCUUUCUACUGGUCAUAGGUAUGGUGUUAGGCGCACUAACAUGUGAAGGUCGGGAGUUGAGGGUAGGGUUGUUGUCGUUUUCUUCGAGGACAACUUAUUUGUGCUUUGAAAUUACCCGUUAUUUUCGUUGAAUUAAAUGUUGAGCUAAAUAUUUAUAUCGUAAAAUAGCUUCCAUACAUUGUCCUAGUGUAAAAGUAAGCCGUCAACUUUAAGAGUCAGCGCUCCUCGCAAAAGUCCAUUAGACUUAUUUGUAUUGGAAUGUAUGAAGUCAGUAAUGAAAAUGUUUUGCUGUAGUAGAAUGUGUUUAUUAAAGUUAUUUGAAAAAAGUGCACAAGAAGUACUAAUUAAAGUCUCGUUUGUUAACGGUGUGAACAUAGUCUUAAAAUAAACUUCAUGUCCUCCUCUCAAUAUCCAGGGCAUAGGAUUUUUUCCAGUCUGAUGCAACUGUAGAAGUUGAAAGCAAGAACCAUAUUUAGAUGCCUUAUAAAGUUU